AUGAGGCCCAAGGGCAAGAGGCCUUCUCCUCCUUGUAUCCAAAGGAUGUUUAUAAACCUGAUUUCAAAAUGUAAUCUUCUACAUGGAGAUGAAUGUCGAGAAUUUUCUAGUCCUACUCCAUCUUCUAAAGUUGCCCGUUCAGUUGAUCAACCUGAAGUAGAUGUUCUUUAUGAUACACUUCAUACGAUGGGUCGUAAUGAUAUUCCAGUUAGUCUUGAAGAUAGUUGCUUUUCUGCAGAGCAGAGCCAACUAUCCUUUCUAUUGGAGACUACAAGUUCUUUGAGAAAAUUUCUUUGCAGGGAGACAUUAGGCCAUGCCAAUGAGAGGGCAAAUGUUUUGAAUAUUCCUUCAAAUGAAUAUGCUGAAUUCAAAAUGCGUCUUGAUCCUUUAGCUGCGAAGGAAUCCUCUUUCAAGGCUUUGGAAAUUAUGUCAGGAAAAUCAUAG
This is a messenger RNA of Dovyalis caffra, 444 nucleotides long. The record is from the annotation of a GenBank genome assembly. NCBI's taxonomy places the organism in Eukaryota, Viridiplantae, Streptophyta, Magnoliopsida, Malpighiales, Salicaceae.